Messenger RNA from Rhinichthys klamathensis goyatoka, 1737 nucleotides. It is a transcript of the gene poglut2, whose product is annotated as protein O-glucosyltransferase 2. The transcript is spliced from 10 exons. Gene Ontology annotation, cellular component: endomembrane system. Lineage: Eukaryota; Metazoa; Chordata; Actinopteri; Cypriniformes; Leuciscidae. The record is from RefSeq and is a predicted model, not a curated record. Gene Ontology annotation, molecular function: protein binding; glucosyltransferase activity. The coding region runs from base 63 to 1571 and encodes 502 amino acids.
AGGGUUGUCAUUCUGAUGAGGUUAUGCACUAGCAUCCACUACUGAAAGUGCUCUCACGCUCCAUGGACAUGUUGAGAAAACUUUUGCUGCUCUUGAUGCCUUGCAUCGUUUUCAUGACGCGGAGAUCAAAGGCAGCAGCGGCGCCCAGCGCGAGCAAAACUUUGAUCUGGGGUCCUGGACUGGAGACAAACAUUGUCCUUCCUGCUCGGUUCUUCUUCAUACAGACAGUGGACACCACCGGACGAAAUUUCACGACUUCUCCUGGAGAGAAAACAUUCGAAGUGAAAAUUACAUCUCCAACAGACCCGUAUGCCAGAAUCUGGAUCCAAAUUUUAGACCGGAACGACGGAUCCUUUUUGGUUCGGUACCGCAUGUACGCCAGUUACACUGAUCUGCACAUUCAGAUUCUGUUGAAAGACAAGCUGGUGGGGAAAUCACCUUAUGUGCUUAGAGGUGCAGUGUAUCACGAAUCAUGUGACUGCCCAGAGCCCAGUGGUGCAUUAUGGGAGAAGAACAUGCACUGUCCGGCCUCAUUCUCUCAGAUAGAGAGUGAUUUAUCCGGCUUUCCCAGUGUGGAUCCAGAUCGUAAUGCCCAUGAGAUCCUUCAGCGUUUCGGGAAGAGACACAGCCUGUGCCACUACACCAUCAAAAACAACCAGGUUUAUAUAAAAACACAUGGAGAACAUGUUGGAUUUAGGAUCUUCAUGGAUGCCUUCCUUCUGUCCUUCACGCGUAAAGUCAAGCUUCCAGACAUUGAGUUUUUUGUGAAUUUGGGGGACUGGCCCCUGGAGAAGAGAUGGCCCUCUGAGAUGCCCAGCCCAAUCUUUUCAUGGUGUGGCUCCAAUGACACACAAGACAUCGUCAUGCCAACCUAUGACCUCACCGAGUCUGUUUUGGAGACUAUGGGCAGAGUGAGCCUGGACAUGAUGUCUGUCCAGGGACACACAGGUCCAACGUGGAAGCAGAAGAUGAGCAAAGCAUUCUGGAGAGGGCGAGACAGCAGGAAAGAGCGUCUUGAGCUGGUUAAACUGGCACGAGCGAACCCUGCCAUGCUCGAUGCCGCCUUAACCAACUUCUUCUUUUUCAAACACGAUGAGAGCCUUUAUGGGCCCCUCGUCAAACAUGUGUCCUUUUUCGACUUCUUUGAGUAUAAGUACCAGAUAAAUGUGGAUGGGACGGUCGCAGCAUACAGAUUACCUUAUCUGCUUGCAGGUGACAGUGUGGUGUUAAAACACGACUCCAUCUAUUAUGAGCACUUUUACAAGCAACUCCAGCCGUGGGUGCACUACAUCCCCUUUAAAGCUGACCUCAGUGACCUAGUGGAGAAGAUCCAGUGGGCUAGAGACCACGAUGAGGAGGCGAAGAAAAUUGCCCUGGCAGGUCAGCAGUUUGCACGAACCCAUCUAAUGGGUGACAGUAUAUUCUGUUACUACUUCAAACUCUUCCAGAAGUACUCUGAACUGCAGGUCACUGAGCCCAAGGUUAGAGAUGGCAUGGAGCUGGUGGAGCAGCCAAAGGAUGAACUUUUCCCAUGUUACUGCGCAAGUAAACAGGUCAGAGAUGAGCUGUGAUUCCUCCUGUUCCAUCAUGUAACAGCGGCCAUCAAAUUUAGAUGGAUUUGCACCAGAAUAUGUUUCUAAGGCCACAGACUUGGUGCAUCAAGUGUCUUGUGACUGCAAUGUCUUAACUGAAUGUUGUUGUUGUUGUUGUUUUUUGUAUUAAAUCUUUCUAUUUCUA